Syngnathus acus (greater pipefish) is the source of this 760-nucleotide messenger RNA. Its product is annotated as sarcolipin. The transcript is spliced from 2 exons. Gene Ontology annotation, cellular component: membrane. NCBI's taxonomy places the organism in Eukaryota, Metazoa, Chordata, Actinopteri, Syngnathiformes, Syngnathidae. The coding region runs from base 389 to 484 and encodes 31 amino acids. The record is from RefSeq and is a predicted model, not a curated record. Gene Ontology annotation, molecular function: enzyme regulator activity.
AAAAUAAAACACUUGAUUGGUUUGUUCACUUAAAUAGUGUGGGUGACAUCAUUAUGUUUGCAUGUGAGCCAUGGGCGGUCCACUGAGGUGACUACUUUAGGGGCAGGCCAGGUCCCUGGUCAGGGUAGAAAGCUGAAGCUCGACACGGAGGGAAGCAAAUCAAAGAAGACAUUUGCAGACUAUAGACAGUUUGGAUUUUUGCAAAUCAAGACCAACAAAAAAAAAUACUCUACUGGAGCACAUGACAUAAAGGAAAAGGUGGGGGGUUGGACAGCAAAACUUUGUGACAAAAUCUUCCUUUCUGCCAUCCCUGUUGCCGUGUGUACUCCCUUCAGCAGCUGCCGCCUCAUCGCCAUUGUCCCCUACACUGCCUGUUUGGAAAGCGGCCAUGGAUCGCUCGGUGCAGGAACUCUUCCUCAACUUCAUGAUCGUCUUAAUCACCGUUCUCUUGAUGUGGCUGUUGGUGAAAACAUAUCAGGACUAACAUGCGGAACAUGAACAUUCCUCCCAUCUCCAUCUCCUCCGAGAGGAGAUGGGAGACAUUUUAUGGAGUCUGCAUGGUUUCUUCGGCUAUUUUAGGUCAGAUUUCAGUUUUAGUGUUUUCGUCUAUGGAAAUGGUGUGAUUUUAAUGCAAUUACCAAGGUAAACUAAUCUGGGAUUUAGAGCUACACUUUUUUGAGAUCCUGCUCUUGUAUCAAAAUCAAAAAGGGGAUUCCCAGAAAAGAGGAAAAUGUUAACAGAAAAAAACAGAAACCUAACA